UUAAUUUGUUGUUGGAAUUUGAGCGGGUUGGUCGACGCGUCGGCUUGUCACGGAUAAAAUGUUGACGCUUGUAAAUUAUUGCAAAGAUAAAACACACGCCUUGAGCGUUCGCUCCUUCAACUAGUUUCAUAUACACUAAGAAACUUCGCUGUAUACAACACUGAAACAAAAAAAGAGCAACUAGUCUCGGUGAUCGUUUUGCGUUUGCGUCUGCGUUUGUGUCUCUCGAAAAGGGCAGGCAGGAAAAUUCAAGCCAAUAAAAGAUACAUACUAAAAGCCGAUGUGCGCGAAAAUUGUGUCUGCUUGUUUUUGCGUGUGCAUAUAAGUGUGUGCGUGUAUUGUAUUUUGUUUGCAAGAAGCUACUAAGCCAGUGAUACUAUGUUAUUGCCUUCAAAUUGUGCCACCAUCUGCUGUUAUUCAAACAAUUAAUUGCGGCUACGCUCUGCGUUUGCAUCGGAAUGUGGCAACAUCAGCGACGCGCAUGCGUUUUCAAAUACAUAUCUUCGCAAUUGUCACGAUCGCGGAACUGUGCAGCUUAACGCACUCAGUGCGUCAAGUCAACUACUGUAGCUUGCUGCUUCUUCUUGCCUGUGCAAGUAUCUUCCCCCAAAAGUGUUUAAAUAGCAUAGAAAGAGAAGCGUAACGCAACUGUCAAGCAAGCCUCUUGAGGCACACAUACUUGUGCAUAGGUAUUACAUACAUACAUCUAUAUGUAGUGACUACGCAACAUGGCGCCGAGGGCAUAGACAUUUGAAACACAUAAACAAUAACAACAACAACAACAAUAAUAAGUGAACGAACAAGGAACCAACAUUAAAAUGUCAGGCAAUCAACAGCAGCAGCAGCAGCAACAACAACAGCAACAACAACAACAGCAGCAGCACCUACAACUACAACAGAAACAACAGCAGCAAAAGGCAUUAACAGCAGAAGCAGCAGCAACAGCAACAACAACAACAGCAACGUCAAACAAUUUAGGCAAUAAUUUGAUAAAAAUUAAUAGCGCUGACAAAAUUGUGCACAAAACGACAGCAGCAACAGCAACAACAACAACAAUUAGUAAGCAGCAACAACUACAGCAGCAAUUACAGCAAAGGCGCUCAUUGUUGCCAGCAGCAGCAGCAGCAGCAGCAGCAGCGCACCAAAGCGUAACAGCAGCAGCGGGAGCAGGCCAGUCGCAUCAGCUGCAAACUGUGGCCACAAUACAUCAGCAACACUCAACGCUGCAGCAGCAGCAACACACAGCAUCGCGUCUGCCUAUACAACAGCAGCAACAGCAACAGCAGCAACAACAGCAGCAGCAACAACAACUGCUUAGUAAUUCUAAGGAAUUACCAGCGACGCGUCGUAGCUUUUUUCAAGUACAGCAACAGCAACAACAGCAGCAGCAGCAACAACAACAGCAGCAGCAGCAGGCAACUCUUAAAGCAGCUCAUUUAAGAGCACCCGCACACUCGAUACCCCCACGUUAUCAACCACCGCCUCAGCCAAGCUCCGGCGGCGGCAUACUGAAACCGCAUUUGCCGCUGAAAUAUCCGCCGGACAUACCACAGUUAACCAGUAUCUAUAUACCAGAUUCUGUUAAGCAACAGCAACAACAGCAGCGCCAGCAGCAGCAACAGGCGCGUCUGCACCAGCAGCAGCAGCAGCAGCACCAACAGCCCAGCAAGGCGCAACAGGACAUGCUGAAGUUUGUGCGCAAGCAGGACCAGGAACAUCCGUCGCCCAGUGCCUCGGUCACGUCCAGCGUGACCACAGGCAUUCCAACGGCCAACGGCGGACGCUUGACAAUCGAACAGAAUCGUCAGCUGCAGUCCCUGGUUAAUGAGCUCCGCGCGUUGAAAGAGCAAAAUCAACGACUGCUGGAUGACAAUCAGGAAUUGCGCGACUUGUGUUGCUUUCUGGACGAUGAUCGUCAAAAGGGUCGCAAGCUGGCACGGGAAUGGCAGCGCUUUGGACGAUAUACGGCCAGUGUAAUGCGUCAAGAGGUGGCUGCCUAUCAGAACAAGCUGCGACAGCUGGAUGACAAGCAGCAGGAGCUAAUCACCGACAAUCUGGAGCUAAAGGAGCUCUGCUUGUAUCUGGAUGAGGAGCGUGCGCAUGUUGCUGCCAAUGCGCUCUGCGCUAGCUGCGGCGCGGCCACGCGUAACGCACUGCGCGACGAUGGAGACGGAUCGAGUUCAAGCACCAACGCGGACGAGACAAUCACGGCGCUGCGCAACUAUGCGGAACAAAGGCAAUUGCCGGAUUUGCGCAACGCCCACACGCUCAACGAUCAGACUUUGCAAUAUGUACGCUCGCUGGAGCGACGCAUACAGCAGCUGGAGGAGGAACGCACAACGCCAACGGCUAAUUUGCAACAGCCGCAACAAGCAACACCGACACCAGCAUCAGCAGCAGCCGCAGCACCAGCCAAACUAGCGCCCUCGCCACACAGCACGCACACGCAACAGGACAUCAGUCAAGCUGUGGCUGCAGCUGCAGCGGCUGCUGCCGCCUUGCCCGAGCCCAUUUCGGGCCGGCCGGAGGCUGUGGUCCGGGCCCUGCAGGUCUUGGAAGUGAGAGAGCAGCUGGAACGUGAUCGUUUGGGCAAUCUAGCGGGCUGUGCCCUCGAUCAGAUGGACGAUGGCGAAAAGGCGCUAGUGCGCGAAAUGUGCAACGUUGUCUGGCGCAAGCUGGAAGGCAGUCCACACGGUCCCACCGCCCUAGAGCCACUAUAGGCAUUCGAAAAUAUCAGACGAUACAUUCAACAAAACUUGGCUAACACACUUACUAAAAACACAUUGUACAAAGUUCAAACUAUGACUUAGGUUUAAGCGCUUUAUUUAAAACAAAAACAAAAACAAAAUGAAAA
Drosophila navojoa is the source of this 2854-nucleotide messenger RNA. RefSeq names its product coiled-coil domain-containing protein 85 (gene Ccdc85). The record is from RefSeq and is a predicted model, not a curated record. NCBI's taxonomy places the organism in Eukaryota, Metazoa, Arthropoda, Insecta, Diptera, Drosophilidae.